This is a messenger RNA of Odocoileus virginianus texanus, 1324 nucleotides long. Lineage: Eukaryota; Metazoa; Chordata; Mammalia; Artiodactyla; Cervidae. The record is from RefSeq and is a predicted model, not a curated record.
CUUCUCUCUCCAGACCCAGGGGAGCUGAGCAGCGGGGAGGCGGAGGAGCUGCAGCAGAUCAAAUGGCACCGGAAGCAGCUUCUGGAGGACAUCCAGAAGCUGAAGGAUGAGAUCGCAGAUGUGUUUGCCCAAAUCGACUGCUUCGAGACAGCAGAGGAGAGCCGCAUGGCCCAGAGGGAGAAAGAGCUGUGCAUCGGGCGCAAGAAAUUCAACAUGGACCCCAUGAAGGGCAUCCAGUAUCUCAUUGAGCACAAGCUGCUAACCCCCGACGUCCAGGACAUCGCCCAGUUCUUGUACAAGGGCGAGGGACUCAACAAGACAGCCAUCGGCACCUACUUGGGAGAGAGAGACCCCAUCAACCUGCAGGUCCUCCAGGCCUUUGUAGAUUGCCAUGAGUUUGCUAACCUCAACCUCGUCCAGGCCCUCAGACAAUUCCUGUGGAGCUUCCGGCUGCCAGGUGAGGCCCAGAAGAUCGACCGCAUGAUGGAGACCUUCGCCUCCCGAUACUGCCUCUGCAACCCCGGCGUCUUCCAGUCCACAGACACCUGCUACGUCCUGUCCUUCUCCAUCAUCAUGCUCAACACCAGCCUCCACAACCCCAACGUCCGGGACAGGCCACCCUUCGAGCGCUUUGUGUCCAUGAACCGUGGCAUCAACGACGGCAGUGACCUGCCUGAGGAGCAGCUGCGGAACCUCUUCGACAGCAUCAAGAGCGAGCCCUUCUCCAUCCCCGAGGACGAUGGCAAUGACCUCACCCACACCUUCUUCAAACCCGACCGCGAGGGCUGGCUGCUCAAACUGGGCGGCCGCGUGAAGACCUGGAAGCGACGCUGGUUCAUCCUGACGGACAGCUGCCUCUACUACUUCGAGUUCACCACUGACAAGGAGCCCCGGGGAAUCAUACCCCUUGAGAAUCUCUCAGUGCAGAAGGUGGACGACCCCAAGAAGCCAUUCUGCCUGGAGCUCUGCAACCCCAGCUGCCGGGGCCAGAAGAUCAAGGCCUGCAAGACCGAUGGCGACGGAAAAGUGGUGGAGGGCAAGCAUGAGUCCUACCGGAUCUCAGCCUCCAGCGCCGAGGAGCGGGACCAAUGGAUCGAAGCUAUUCGAGCCAGCAUCACUCGUGUCCCCUUCUAUGACCUGGUCUCUGCUCGGAAGAAGAAGAUCGCCAGCAAGCAGUGAGCUUCCUUGGAGGUGGUGCCUGGUGUCCUGCGAAGCCCAUGACCUGUGGUACCUGGAGAUCCACUCCCACCCCAGGGCCUGCAGACAUCCUCCCUCAACCCCCUUCACUUUGACCUGACAGCGGAGGGCAAGGGUGGGGGAGGCA